AUGUUCUACGUGAGACUGCGAUGGCUUGCGCGUACCUUAUGCGUCCUAUUCAUAGUGAUAUUCAUAACUUUGACAAUCCUCUACAUUAAUAAUGGGUACGCGUUAGACUCAACAUUGUACAGUUAUCCUCUAGAUGUAAAUUUGUACAAAAUUUAUUCCGACCUCGGUCCAGAUGGGGAGUGGACUCCCUCAUUGCACCUUCCUGUUCGUCCUAUCAAUCUGGCAAAUUUCUCACUGAUCCGUGCUCCUCAAUCUCUCUGCAUACCGGAAUACCCCGAGCUAGCCAAUGAAUCCAUAUUUAACCCAGUCGACAUUAUUUUCAUAGUCAAAACGAGACUGAGCUCGUUCAGUCAACGGAACGCAAUUCGACAAACAUGGGCAAAUGCCUCGUGCGCAGCUAAUUUGAAUUACACUAUCCGCACGGUGUUCGCAUUGGGCUCCCCCGCAUUCGCUCAACCGUGGCUGGACAACCGCCUUCAACAAGAACACGACGAGUAUCAUGAUUUAUUGCAAUUCAGUUUUGUGGAUGCUUAUCACAACAACACGUACAAAAUGAUGACCUCGUUGAAAUAUGUCUCAAAACAUUGCAGAAACGCUCGUUUUGUUGUGAUCAUGGAUGAGGAUUUUCUUGUGCACAUAAAGAAUAUGAUCCGCAUCUUGGAUGAAGUGCCCCAAGUGCAGCAUGCCACAUACGUGGCCGGCUACGUGUUCUCAACUCCAAUACCGGAGCGGAGACCUUGGAAAAAGUGGUAUGUUUCUUACGCGCUGUAUCCACAUCGAUUUUAUCCGCCGUAUCCCACUGGUGGAACUGUGAUAAUGAGUAUGCCUGUUGUUCGACUGGUGGCAGCCGGAAUGCCAUUUGUGAAAUUUUUCUGGAUAGAUGACACGUAUUUGGGUAUUGUGCUUCAAAAAUACGGAAUCAGUCCACAAAAUAUACGCAAUGUGUACCUAAGUCACGCCCCGGUUGAUUCAGAAUUAUCCACGUUAGUCUCUGCGCACCAAUUUGGAACACCGUGGAAAAUGAGACAAGGAUGGAAUAAACUUUUGCGUCUUGGUGUGUGCCAAAGCUGA
Molecule: messenger RNA, 1071 nt
Organism: Echinostoma caproni
Lineage: Eukaryota; Metazoa; Platyhelminthes; Trematoda; Plagiorchiida; Echinostomatidae
Source: the annotation of a GenBank genome assembly